Sporothrix brasiliensis 5110 is the source of this 987-nucleotide messenger RNA. RefSeq lists its product as uncharacterized. The transcript has a single exon. Lineage: Eukaryota; Fungi; Ascomycota; Sordariomycetes; Ophiostomatales; Ophiostomataceae. Bases 1 to 987 code for a protein of 328 amino acids. Gene Ontology annotation, molecular function: hydrolase activity, acting on ester bonds. The record is from RefSeq and is a predicted model, not a curated record.
AUGACAAAAGCUACGGUCGCGACGCACAGCGUGCCCAACACACGCCAGACGGUCAUCGACACCGAGCAUGGCCCUUUCCAGGUGAUGGUCUCGUGGCCGCUCGACUGGCACGCCGACGGCACGCCCAAAGACGCUGCGGAGGACGUGGCGGCCGUCCCCGUCAUUUUCGUCCUCGACGGCAAUGCGUACUUUCUGUCGGCCACCGACAUUGCGCGGCGGCAGCAGUAUGAGGCCAAGAGAAAGUCCAUCAUCGUCGCCAUCGGCUACCCCGACGCGGAGACGGAGACGGUGUACGUGCCCGCGCGGCGGUCGUUUGACCUCACGCCGCCCGCCAAGAAGGGCCUGCCGCAAUGGCCCGUCAAGGACGCGGACGGCCGCGAGGUGACGGACGGCGACGGCCACCCCGUGUACAUGAAGCUGGGCGGCGCGGCGACGUUCCACGCGACCCUGGUCGACGUCAUCAUCCCGCUGCUGUCGCGCGAGCUGCUGCCGUCGCUGCCCGCGUGGGACCGGCUGGCGACGCGCGUGCUGUCGGGCCACUCGUUUGGCGGGCUGUUCACGCUGUACGCGCUGUUUACGAGCCCGGGGCUGUUUGACGUCUACAUGGCGGCGAGCCCGUCGAUUUGGUUCAACGACGCGUCGAUUGUGGCGGAGCAAGAAGCCGCGUUCCUCGGCCAACCACCGCCCGCGGCGGCCGACGGGCGGCAAAAGCCCGUGCUGUACCUCAACUCGGGCACGGGCGAAGAGCUCGACGUGCUCCCCAAGCCGGACGACACGGACGCGACGUUCAAGGAACGGCAGGACUUUUUGGCGGAGAAGCACAUGUGCACAAACACGCGGGCCAUGGCGGCGCGGCUGCAAAAGACGGAGCACUUUGCCGACGUGUGGCUGCAAGAGUUUGCGUACGAGGACCACAUGAGCGCGGCGGUCGUGGCGCUGCAGCGGGGCAUGAACAAGCUGCACCGCGAGUGGUGGGUGGGCAAGUAA